AAAAAUUUUCUCAACCUCCCGACCCGAUACAGCCAUUAAUGUCACAUCCUUUGGGUAAGCAUCCAACUUCAUCUGAAAACUCGGUGAAGAACGAACACCUCACCUAUAAAGCAACGUUGGUGGUAAUGAAACCUCAAAACUCUGAUCCCCAGCGGAAAAGAAAGCCCCCGCAGGCUAAGACGACGCGAAAUUCUGCGUGUGUGGAGAUGUGCGGCGCACCGACUGAAGCAAUAAAACGCGCAGUUCUCGUGGACGAGGGGAAAAAACCCAACGCACUUGCUCGAAAAACACAAGGAUGCAAGAACUGUGCCUGAAAUGUACCACCUGCACCAUUUGUACAAGUUUUGUGUAUGUGUGUGUGUGUGUGAGCCGCACUACGCACUCUAAUGCGCCAUUGUUUACUCUCACGCACCAUGAAAUUAACCGAAUCUUUGUCACGGAGGAUAUUUUUAAUGGAGGAUAAUUUAAUUUUAAUUUAAUGUAAAAUUAAAAUAAUAGAUAAAAUUAUAAACCUAACUUACCACCCGCUACUCGGUACAGCACCACACACGAGCGUAGUCGAAAUGACGGGGCCAGUGACAGAAAAAUAUUUUGGAGAAAUAUCAAACACUCAUUCUCAGCUAUCUCGCUAUGUCAAACUAGCAAAAUCAUAAUUGCCAACAUGAAAGAGCAAUAACAGUUAUAAGUAUGGUUAGGCGGUUUAGCUUAAAUUUUCGUAUUUUUGGCAAAAAAAAAAUCGUUUUUGAACAUUUGGUUUAAAAUUUUUAGGCUGUAAAUUAUUUAUUUAUUAUAUAAUAUUGCUUUUAAUUAAAUUAAUAUUAUAUACAGGUGAUAAGGGAGACUUUUGUACCCCCUUCGUCUAGAGGUUACAUUUCUAAUUCGUAAGUUAAGUUAAGAGAGCACUUACGUGCUUAUUCGGUAAAUUCGAAUCGCGAUUCGUUUUGUUUUUUCGGAAAAUAAUUUCCACUUUUUCUGCGUUUCCUAAUCAUUCCCUUUCAACUCAUCGUUUUAAAAAUCUCAGCGUAAAAUAUCGAAUCCGGGUAUUAGCAAGCAUAAUCAAAAUUAAUAGUUGUACCGACAAUUAGGACAACAUAAUUAUUAUAACAUCCCAAAGCGAAGCGUUAUUCUAAAAUAAAUUGUAACAAAUUGAAAACCCCACCCCAAUUCACUUCACAAACCGUCAACCGUCAAAAAUUUAAACUCCGCUACCGAUGGAGCGGAACGUCAUAGCCCAUCACCACUACUUUCAGCAGUGACGCCUGCUGCUUAGCUAGCGCAGUUCUUUUCUUCGGUGCAUCUCGUAGCCUGCGGUUGUCUUAAGUGUUCUAAGCUGUGUCUGCGCUCCAGAAAACCAAAAAAAUCAUGUCGACGGGAACGAAAAUGAGAAUGCGGCCCUUUUUUUUAUAUAUGGAUGAGUACCAGCGACACACACAGCCUCCGGCGAGGAAUCAUGCCGGUCGGCGUUUUACGACACUGCCCUCCAUGGGGAGAAUUAGAGCGAUGAAUUGGAUUGGUAUGGCGCGUGAGAAGUUCCCCAUUGCACCGGGAGAUGAGCUCGUGCAGGUGGAGCACUACACCGCGCACGACUUUGUGAACACGCACCAUAUGAUCAGUUCCCUCGAGGAAUUUAGCUUUUACGACAUAGAGAUUGUAAUGGUGUUCCGCAAUCCUGCCAGCGGAAUGAUUACCGUAAAAAAUUUCUCACCGCAUUCGUUAGAGAGCGACUCGCCGUGGGCGUUGGUGUACAUACAGCCAAUGAUAAACGAUGUGCUUUCCAAUGUUCUGCUGAAAGGACUUUAUGUCCGCUUUGAUGAGGAUCAAAAUUACGCGAUUCCACGCCACCGUAACGAGACCGGCCAGCGUUAUUCGACCCUUCGGACCAUUGCGAAAGUUGUCUCGAUGCGUUACGAAUCGAUGCGGCGCAACCAGAUGCGUAUGGUGCAAGGGGUAGAAAUAGUACAGAUCGACGACAACACGGCAGAUGAUUUUCGCAGCGCCCGGCAUGUAAAGCAAUACAUACGCGAGGAGGCCAAAACGGGGAUAAAAAUCGUUGUGCGACAUCCGAUUACUGGCGUGCUGGACGCCAAAAUCGUCCACUCCGGUUUGUUGAAACCACCGGGACCGUACGCCCAGAUGGACGUACAGGUGAUGUGGAUCGAUACAAAGCAGAAGGAGCUGUUUAUUAAAAUGAACCGGCAUCAACUGUUAAUGUCGCCUUACUGUGACGUUUACGUUGCAUUCACCCUACCCACGAUUGGAGUUGUGACGGCCGUACGGGAGGUGGGCUUUGAGAGGCCGCUGGUGGAUUCUAUUAAGCCGGGUGACGAAAUCGUCACGAUCGACGGUCGCAGUAUGAAUCGUUUUAAAUCGACGGCACAGAUGAUGGCCACAUUCGAUCGUAAAGCAAAAAAGGGCGUUACACUUUUAUUUCGCAAUCAGCUCUACAAAACAUUGGAUCGUAAAAUCACACGAAGCUCACUAACGGACGGGCCGGGAUCGUACCUGGCGUUAAAGGUGCAGAUGAAAAAGAUCAAUAAGGUGACGAAGCUUCGUCAGAUGGGUCUUUUCAUCCGCCCGGAGCAGAACACCAACAUCCCUAUUAGUGAUGAGGAUCGGGCGCGCUACCAAACACUUUGCCCGAUUGCAAAAAUAUCAACCCUGCAUUACGUGGGAAUGGGCCGAACGGAGAUUGGCAUCCCGCUCUGGGCGGAAAUUAUACAAGUGAAUAAUCUGACAGCCAAUAACUUUUUCUCGAAGCGCCAAACAGCGGAGAUCAUUUACCGACUGGCCAGCCGGGGUGUUCAGCUAGUAAUGCGCUCCCCUACUAAGCUCGAGGAAAAACCUAAGGAGCUGUACAUUAAAACAUUCUAUUUGCGACCGGUUAGCAGCCGCAAACCGCACACGGUGGUAAAGUUUCGUAUUUAUGACUUUCCAAAAGCGUCCACCAUCGACCUGAAUCGAGUAUACGUCCAAUAUGACAUGAACGAAAUAUGCGAGGAACCAUCUCUCACAAACGAGGACGAGAAACCUUUUGCUCUGCUGCAACCACUCGGAAACAUAUCAUCCAUCCAGCAUCAAACGAAGUGCAUUGAAGGGAUGCGCCUGCAGCUAGCUGAUGAACUACUACAAAUAGGAAAUCUGACCGCGGCUAACUUCCGCCGCACAAGUCAGAUUUCUUACGCGUUAAAAAAGCGUGCCAAAGGUGGCAUUGAUGUGAUCGUCCGUAAUCCGGUGACGGGCCAAUUACGUCGGUGCAUCUUCCGCACCAAAUUGUCGGAUGCUCCGUUGCCGCACGCGAUAGUAAAUCUUCAACUGAAGAUGCCCGAGCUAUAUCCGUUUUCGUUGGCGUUCCCUAAACUUAAAAUCGAAAAAUGCGAAUAGUACAUCAUGCCGAAUGUACUACGCCGCCGCGAUGCACGUUACCGUAUUUGUUUCGAUUUCAUUAACGAUUAAUUUUACUUACUUCAGAUUCUUUAAUAUAUGUAACAUGUUAAUACAUUAAC
Molecule: messenger RNA, 3503 nt
Organism: Anopheles moucheti
Lineage: Eukaryota; Metazoa; Arthropoda; Insecta; Diptera; Culicidae
Exons: 12
Coding region: 1363-3381 (672 amino acids)
Source: RefSeq, a predicted model, not a curated record